This is a messenger RNA of Sphenostylis stenocarpa, 1095 nucleotides long. The record is from the annotation of a GenBank genome assembly. NCBI's taxonomy places the organism in Eukaryota, Viridiplantae, Streptophyta, Magnoliopsida, Fabales, Fabaceae.
AUGUUGUGCUGCGGAGGUGCAGAGGAGGAGAGCAGCGGCCCCCCUGCAAACCAAUACACUGCACCACCUAGAGGGGGUAGCACAUACGGUGGAGGAAACGAUAGAGGAGAGCCUAGAGGCAGUAUGGCAAAGAGUGGUGCCCCGCAGAAAGUAUUGCCAAUUGAGAUACCCUCUAUUCCAUUGGAUGAGUUAAAUAGGUUAACAGGAAACUUUGGUACAAAGGCUUUUAUUGGCGAAGGUUCCUACGGACGGGUUUACUAUGCAAAAUUGAGUGAUGGUACUGAUGCUGCAAUUAAGAAGCUAGAUAAUAGUUCUUCCCCAGAACCUGACUCCGAUUUUGGGGCUCAGUUAUCAGUUGUUUCAAGACUGAAGCAUGACAACUUUGUGGAGUUGAUUGGAUAUUGUCUAGAGGCAGAAAACAGAAUUUUGGUUUACCAACAUGCAAGUCUUGGUUCUUUGCAUGACGUGUUACAUGGAAGGAAGGGUGUACAAGGGGCUGAACCUGGUCCGGUUUUAAAUUGGAACCAGAGAGCCAAAAUUGCAUUUGGUGCAGCAAAAGGACUUGAGUUUCUUCACGAAAAGGUUCAGCCUUCUAUUGUUCAUCGCGAUGUUAGAUCCAGCAAUGUCUUGCUGUUCAAUGACUAUGAGGCCAAGAUAGCUGAUUUCAGCUUGACAAAUCAGUCUUCUGACACGGCCGCUCGGCUACAUUCAACAAGAGUAUUGGGAACAUUUGGCUAUCAUGCUCCAGAGUAUGCCAUGACUGGGCAGAUAACCCAGAAAAGUGAUGUUUACAGUUUUGGUGUUGUGCUAUUAGAACUCUUGACUGGAAGAAAGCCAGUAGAUCACACAAUGCCUAAAGGACAACAAAGUCUUGUGACUUGGGCAACUCCAAGGCUGAGUGAGGACAAAGUGAAACAGUGUGUUGAUCCUAAGCUAAACAAUGAGUAUCCGCCGAAGGCUAUUGCUAAGUUGGCAGCAGUGGCUGCACUUUGUGUUCAGUAUGAAGCAGACUUCAGACCAAACAUGACGAUUGUUGUCAAAGCUCUCCAGCCACUUCUCAAUGCCAAACCACCUGGUCCUGAACCUCCAGCUUGA